Molecule: messenger RNA, 2028 nt
Organism: Peronospora belbahrii
Lineage: Eukaryota; Oomycota; Peronosporomycetes; Peronosporales; Peronosporaceae
Source: the annotation of a GenBank genome assembly
AUGAAUACCACUACCAUACCCGACGAUGGGUGUCAUCUCUUGGGUAUUGCACUUGUAGUAGACGAUAUAAGUAAAGGUUGUAACUUGGCAUUUCGUUAUCCUUCUCCUCCUUGUACAAAUGCAUCGAGUUUCCACACACUUCCAGCCCCUUUAUUAGCUAAACUCUUUCGACCUAAAAAUGCGUUAUGUAAUGCCAGUUUGGAACUUGUGGUCGAUGAUUUACGCUUUGUAAGUCAUCCAGUACUCGUAUCACAUCGUCUACCAGCUCCAGUACCAGCAGAUGGUGUUUUAGGAAAUGCUUUGACAUCCUGUAAUGGGUCAACUUCGGUGAUCGGAGCACCACCUACAGUUAACGAGCAAUCAACGACAGGUUCGACCGUCACGUUUGGAAACGAAACUACCAUGUUUAAUGUCAUUUUUGCAUUAGAAGAUCAUCCUUUACAAAGGUCAAGAAGUACUGAUGGCUUGGAUGGAGGGAGUGAUACUCAAUUAUUGCCACUACAGCGAGCAGACGAGGAAGAGCUUCUUGAUAGCAGAAGAAAAAGAAGAAGUAGUGCUCAAGCUUUUCAUACAGUAGCAGCUCAAUUGUCGAAUGGUCUUUUGCAUGAAGAACUUCGUGUUCGUUUUGUGUCAAAAGAAGUGCGAGAACUGUUGCAAUUGCGAGAUGAACUGGCGCAAAGUGAACGUAAUGCAGGAAACAAUAAUACGGGAAUAUCAGGUGGUACGAGUGGAUCAAGCAUGAGUACUGCAGUUACAUCGGGUACAACAAGUGGCAACAGUAUUUCAAAUAAUACUGGAGGAGGCAAUAACGGAAAUAGUGGAGCAAGUCUGUUGCAUCACCAUCACCAUAGGAAGGAUGGAGAGAGUGGGUCGACAAUUGUGGAUGUAGAUCCGCAGACAUUGAUCGAUAUUUCACUGGAAAAAAGUGUGUUAGCAAAUGAUUUGAAGCGAGUAUUUUAUGGACUGGAAGAAUUUGGAGCUGCGCAUGUUGUGUUGAAUGGAUGGGUAAAAUUGUCACUGACACUUACGGAUGCUGUAACGAUUAGAAUGGCGAGUUUGCGUCCGUAUCAUACGUUGCUGCUACUUUCUGACAAAAGUAAUAUUCUGAAUAAGCUGCCUGCAGAUCAUGCACGACAACUUCGAGACCUGGUGGAGGCUGUGAAUCCGCUGAAGAGUUUUCAAGAUAUUGCCUUUGAGACCGGGGUGCCUAUUCAUCAAGUGUUUCGUCUAUCAGCACAUCUUGUCUAUUGGGGGUUCGGGCGUAUCGUGGACGCUAUUACAUUAUACAACAUUUAUCAGGUCAAUACGAAAUCAGACUUGAAUAUUAAGUCACCGCUGGCGCUGGAGUUCCGGCGAAAGUUUGCGCCCUAUGAAAUAGGAGAAGUGUUAUCUACGUUUUCUGGAACUCGUCGCAUUGGUGAAUACAUGAAGACUUUGUCUACAAUCAAGAAAAAUGAGUACAUUCAUAUGCUGAUUUGGUUACUGCAGCAACGAUUUAUUGUACAGCUCCACCGUUACAUCUAUUUUAUGAUCCCAUCGGAUGGAGAAUAUGCAGCUGAGCUUGGCAAUGAAGGCGCGUCUUCGAUUGGUAGUUCCUCUUCUGCAUUGAUGACUUCCAGCUUUCGUCGCCAACGGGUCAAUAGUAGCCUUACUAACACCAGCGCACCUGGAAGCGUGCCAAUAGCUCCAACACCACCUAUGAAUCCAGCUAGUUUGGCGUUGCCGUCACCUCCAACGGCACCAUUGGACAGAAAUCCUGCAGUAGAACGACAUAGAGGCAGCACUGUGCCGCUGGCACAAGUUGUUAGCGUAGCUAGUCAGUUGCUAUUCACAGAUCAAGAGCGUGCGUAUUUGGCUAAGAUUGCUAAACCCAAUCCAGUGUUUACGCUUUUUAAGCGGCUAUGUGUGUAUUUUCACGGAGAACACCAUAUUGAAGAAAUCAUGUGGCGCGAAAAUUUAUCUCGUGGCGAGCUUCGUACCGUUAUGAGCACGUACCAGGACAUAAUCGUCUGCUGUCUUCAUGAGUGA